GUGCCCGUCCCGCGGUACCGGCGGGGUGCGGCUGCGGUCCGUGUUGGUCAGUAGGGAUAGAGAAUGGUUGCCUGGGGAAGACAGCACUGCUGUGUUGGCAGAAUACAGCACGUUUUAUUGAGAUUCAGGAUUGCUUUCCCAGUCCUUCUACUUCAUUUGUUCUUGGCUACAGCAGGCAAAGAUCAGGAGGAUUUCCUAGGACUAUAUAAAGCGGUCUUUAAGACUGAAUGUGAAGAACCUUGGAUUAUGUCACCAAGAAUUUCUCUGCUUUCUUUGAAAGAAUUCACUGUCUGUGUGCACCUCAAGCUCAAUUCUUCCAAUAGUCCCUGGAUAGCGUAUGUAUACAACCAAGAGACAACUAACAGCAAUCCCUCUGCAAAUAAGCAUGACCUUGGACUUAGCGGAGAUCGUGGUAACUUGAGGAUCUGGUUGUUUGGAAAUCAGAUAAAUACAACAGUGGCGAUGCUUCAGGAAAACAUCUGGCACCAAAUAUGUACCCAGUGGAAAAGUGAAGAUAAGGAAGUGAAGCUAUUCAUAAAUGGAAAAAAAAGACUAAAUGAAAAACUAAUUAGAAAUAUGUCUCUCCCUGGAAAAGGGCAGUUCUUACUUGGCUGCUCAAAACUGCCAGGUACAGCUACAUCACCUAAUCAGGGUAUGACUGGGGAGCUGUACAUGUUCAGAAUGUGGGAUAAAGCAAAUAUAAAUCUUGGCAAGCACUGCAGAGAUGGUAGUAUUGUACGCUGGAGAAAGGAGGAUUGGAUGUUUAAUAAGACAGUAGAAAAGGACAACUCUUUGCCAUGUGUUACAGAGGAAACCACCAGACCUGCAGAAUCAUCAACUGCAACAUCCACUUCUGAGAUGACUUCAGAUGAUGCUGCAGAAAGCACAGAAAUUCCUGACCUCACUGUCUAUUACUCCACUGUAGCACCAGCUGGAGAAACCAUUUUAUGCAAUGUAUCAUCUGUCUGUAAUUAUUCAGUGUUCUAUGUGGGCAAGGUAGAACUUCAUCCAAAAGAAGAAAGUAACACAUCAUUAAAUAUAGAAGUAAUUAAUAACAAAACCGUUGACAAUCAAGUUUCAGGCUUUAUUCCAAUUCCAGCCUCAACCUUACAAGAACUGAGAAUAUCAGAGCUCAACAAAACCUUGCAAGAAAUGAGUGAGUCAUCCGUUUUGGAAUGCAGUUCAGAAAACCAGAGUACACACUGCAAUUUCAUAAUAAAGCUGGAUAAGAAAGGGAAUAUAAGCAGUUUAGAAGAGAAAGAAGAAAUAGACAAAAUUCAACAGUGCUGCUGUUCAUCACUGAGGUAUUGUUCCUUGACUGCUGAAGAAUUAAAAAUGUAUACUAUAGAAUUGCCGCCUCAUCCCAUAUGGAUUCCAUCUUCUCAUUCUCCUCCUCAUAAAAAGAGUGCUUUCUCUUCCCUCAAAUCUAGUGCUUUUCUUUCCCCCACUGUGGUUUCUGCAAAACGAACACCCCCAAUUAGACCACUGAUCCCCCCAUUCACAGAAAAUUCAUUUUCUGAAACCCUCUCCACAUCUUCCACUGCAAAUCCUCUCUCUGAAACUUUUACCACUACAACUUCUUUGUCUGCCACUACUGAUACCACUACAUAUUCCUCUACUGAGUCUUUUGCUCAGCAAAUCAUGGCUACUUUUCCCUCCAUAGCUUUUAAUAAAUCUGUCACUACAGUUCUCUCUUCCAUACCUGCAACAAAAUCUAUUUCCAAUGUUGCUCUCUCAAUUAAAUCUGAUGCUACAUAUAUUAGCAAACCUAUCACAAUAAUUUCUCCUGCUGUAAAUUUCACUAAACCUUCUGCAGUUUCCCCUUCUGAGCUUCCUCCCAAACCUCCAAUAGCAAUUCCACCUUUUGAAACUACCACCAGCUCUUUUGCACAGAUUCCUCUUUCUACAGAUUCAACCCAACCCAUUUCUGAUAACAGAAACAUUACUACAGCACCUGUUCUUCCCCUUACUCCUUUCUCAAUAACCCCUACUGUUAGUCCUGUCAAACAUUCUGUCUCAGCAUCUCAUCCUCAUUCUACUGCUGGUGGCCAUGGUAGCCUGCCGAACGGAAGCACAGGAAAGAUACUGUCAGCUACCACAUACACAACUUCCAUAUAUACAACCAUUAAUGUUACCACAGCUGAGCAAAUUGUAUCCAAAAUAGAAAAAGAUUUAGCAGCUGGAAAAGUAGAGUCAAAAGAUGUAGAACGGAUGGUGAAUGAGGUUAGCAGUGUUCUCACAGCUUCUCAACAACUACCACCCCAAAUUUCUAACAGAAUUAUAAAAGUAGUGGAUUAUAUUGGCUUAAAACUGAACUUUUCAACAAUGUCUGCUGAUUUUUCCUCCCCAUCCUUGGCUCUGGCAGUUGUCAAAACCAAUAGCAUCCGUUCCAACCAAAUGUCUUUUGCUGUCCAGGAUUCAUCUGAUCUCCAGAUCUCUCUUGGCCCUAAUGCAGUCCAUGACUUAAAUAAUCUUGGAUCAAUUACACUUCCUUCAUCACUGCUCACCAACUUACCUCCUGAAGAGCUGGACUUGGCUUCUAGAAUUAUUUUCAAUUUCUUUAAAAAGACUAGUGUGUUCCAGGAUCUGUCCUUGAAGAAUGCAUCUUUAAUCAGCGGUGUUAUAUCAUCAAGUGUUGCUAACCUCACAAUUAGCAACCUGAAGGCAAAUGUGACUGUUACUUUACAGAACAUCAGACCUAAUCAGGAUAAUUCAACAGUUAGAUGUGUUUUUUGGGACUUCAAUAAAAAUGGUGGACAUGGUGGCUGGUCAUAUGAAGGUUGCAUUGUUAAAGAAAGUAGAGUAAAUGAAACAGUUUGUUCAUGCAACCACCUCACAAGCUUUGCAGUUUUGAUGAAUUUGUAUGGAAAUACUCCUCUAAGUCCUACUCAAGAAUUGGUACUGACUUUUAUAUCCUAUAUAGGCUGUGGCCUGUCUGCAAUUUUUCUUUCUAUUACUCUUGUGACUUACAUAGCUUUUGAGAAAAUCCGGAGAGACUAUCCGUCCAAAAUAUUAAUCCAGCUGUGUGCUGCACUACUUCUACUCAACCUGGUUUUCCUCCUUGACUCAUGGAUUGCAUUGUAUAACACACCAGGCCUAUGCAUUUCAGUUGCUGUAUUUCUUCACUAUUUUCUGUUGGUUUCCUUUACCUGGAUGGGCCUAGAAGCUUUCCACAUGUAUCUUGCACUUGUGAAAGUCUUUAAUACCUACGUACGGAAAUACAUUCUUAAGUUUUGCAUUGUUGGUUGGGGGUUACCAGCAGUAGUUGUGGCUAUUGUGUUGGCAGUAUCACCAGAUAAUUAUGGACUUAUAUCCACUGGGAGAGUUUCAAAAACCAGACCUGAUGAAUUCUGCUGGAUUAAAAAUAGAAUUGUCUUCUAUAUUACUGCUGUGGGAUACUUCUGUGUGAUAUUCCUGAUCAAUAUCAGCAUGUUCAUUGUUGUGCUGAUCCAGCUGUGUCGCAUAAAAAAGAAAAAACAACUUGGUGCUCAGAGAAAAACAAGUAUUCAAGACCUUCGGAGUGUUGCUGGCCUCACAUUUUUGUUGGGAAUUACUUGGGGAUUUGCUUUCUUCACAGUAAAUGAGGUUUUUACUUACCUCUUUACCAUCUUUAACACUUUGCAAGGGUUCUUCAUUUUCAUCUUCUAUUGUGUAACAAAGGAGAAUGUCCGUAAGCAGUGGAGAAGAUAUCUGUGUUGUGGAAAAUUCAGGCUAGCUGAAAACUCUGACUGGAGCAGAACUGCUACUAAUGGUUUAAAGAAGCAGACUGUAAACCAAGGGGUAUCCAGUUCUUCCAAUUCCUUGCAGUCAAACAGUAACUCCACUAAUUCUACAACAGUGCUAAUGAAUAAUGAUUAUUCAGUGCAUGCAAAUGGGAAUGGCCAUCUUUCCGGUGAGAAGAAUGGUGUUUCUUUCAGCGUGCAGAAUGGUGAUGUGUGUCUUCAGGACUUUUCAGGCAAACAACUUGUAUUUCAAGAAAAGGAUGACACUGGCAGCCCAAAUAGCCGUAUCUCACUUAGAAGGACUUCAAACAGGGGAAGCUUACCUUCUGCUGAGAAAAUGUGAUUUCCUUUUGAACGGAACACUGUUUUACAGUAUGAAGUAGAGAUUUACUUCAACAGUUUUACAUAAUGUGAGAAGACCAAAGACUGAUUUUAUUUAAUAUAUUGUCUUGAAACUUCCAGGCAGCCAUGUAAUGGCUUCACAACGACAAUUAUUAAUUGGAAAAAAAAAUGGGGAGGAAGCUCCUGUUCUGACAAGGUAUUUCGGAUGUCGAAUUACAGCUGGCACGUUUCUAUUUUGAUUCUUCAUUAGAGAUAUUUGAGGAUUUUUACGCUUAAAGUUUUAUUUUUUUUUUAGUACAAUUAAGUAUCUGGAUAUAAUGCAUAGUAGUAUUGUAUAAAUGUAGGAAAUUACAACUUGUGUGUUAACUUUAAAAAUGUUAGCUAUACUGUCUUCAACUUUUUGUAUGUUAGAGUUGCAGGUUAGUGCUGUACAUAAGGAGGAGAAUGCCAGCCUUUAAAUAUCUUAGUGGUAGUUUUAUAUUUAUUUCUUGUAAUAUAAAUUUAAAUAUUCUUUUGUAUAGAAAAAUAAUUGAUAUUUUGUUUUAACUUUUAUUGUACUUCGCAUUUGUCUUUAAUUGAAAUAAUUAACAGAAUGAUACAGAAGUUAAUGUGUUCAGUUAGUGAAACCACUUACUGUGGUCUGCCAGAGACAGAACUGUAUAUGUGAACACCAUUAUUUUUUAAUCCUUAGUGUCCUCUUUCACUGCAACACAGAGAGGUAGAGAAACUGGGUGUCAUCAAAGUAGAGCACUAAGAAUGAGGGAGUGAUGAAUAAAGUCACCUGUAAGUUAUUAAAUGUAGCUAAGUUAUCUUAGUAGCUGGACUAAGUUGGUGGGAGCUUUUGCCAUUGAUUUCACCAGGUUCAAUAUUUUAUCUUGAGUUCCAAGUAUUAAACACACUGCCAUUUCUCAUCUACAGUGAUUUUAAAAAGAAAAAAAAAAGUGUUACUUUUUUUGAAUAAAAAGAAUACAGAAAAUAAUGCUGUUAUAUUUAGUAGCCUAGUAAAUUGUUUGUUUUGUUGUGUGGCUAUUUUUAAGGGGCAGCUCUUGAGCAGUUACAAUCUAUUUCUGCUCGCAUUUUGGUCCUUCUUUGGCAAACCAAAUUCUGAGGCCCCACCUCAGUUACUUCCUGAAUCAUCAUCUAAUUUCCUCUGUGAUAUUUCUCUGAAAAAGGUGGAUUUUUGGCUCCUCAUACGCAACAGUCAGAAGAAAAUAGAGCCCAUACAACACUGUGAAGAUUUCUGAACAGUGUGAGCAGAGGUUGUGCCUACUUCUUAGACAAGUGUGCAGUUGUGACUUUCUUUUGCUCCGUGGGUUCUUGUGGAAAGGUUGGAUAGUGCCAGAGCAAACGCCAGUGCCGCACUGCAGAGUGCCAACCCUUGGAAAGGGGCUUUCUGAGGCAGGUGCACACUGGGUGGGAGAAAGAGUUCUGCUUUCCCAGAGGACUCAGUAAGGAUCUCUGGAAACACUUCUCAACAAAGUACAUCGGUGGAACACAUUUCUGGGGCUCUGGUGCAGUUGUUGAACCAAAUUACUAAACACUCAUGAGGUUCUAAAUGCAGUGCCUGGAUUCUUUUGGUCACCUAUGCCUGAGACUGUGCAGAAUAUGCCUUUAAAGUGAGAAUUCAAAGCAUUUGUUGUGUUUAUCCACAAGGUUUUAACUGCAUGUUAAUAAAAGAAAGUACUGGAAUGCUAGUAGCUAGAGUGCUUUUAUGUGAAUGCUUUAACUGUUGGCGAAUUGCCUUUGCACUGUUUCUUGUAAAUUUAUUUAAUGUUUGUGUAUUUAUAUU
Centrocercus urophasianus (Greater sage-grouse) is the source of this 5853-nucleotide messenger RNA. RefSeq names its product adhesion G protein-coupled receptor G2 (gene ADGRG2). Gene Ontology annotation, biological process: adenylate cyclase-activating G protein-coupled receptor signaling pathway; cell surface receptor signaling pathway. The record is from RefSeq and is a predicted model, not a curated record. Gene Ontology annotation, molecular function: G protein-coupled receptor activity. The transcript is spliced from 28 exons. NCBI's taxonomy places the organism in Eukaryota, Metazoa, Chordata, Aves, Galliformes, Phasianidae. Gene Ontology annotation, cellular component: membrane. Bases 64 to 4065 code for a protein of 1333 amino acids.